Messenger RNA from Carassius auratus (goldfish), 4533 nucleotides. It is a transcript of the gene invs, whose product is annotated as inversin. The record is from RefSeq and is a predicted model, not a curated record. Lineage: Eukaryota; Metazoa; Chordata; Actinopteri; Cypriniformes; Cyprinidae. Bases 302 to 3571 code for a protein of 1089 amino acids. The transcript has 19 exons. Gene Ontology annotation, molecular function: protein binding.
UGUAGUUUUAUUUACCUACGUGCCCAGAUGUGUUUGCGGUCUCAAGAUGUUUUGGAGUAUCAUUGACAAAGAGCGGGAGUGAAGUUCCGAAAAGCAUGAAAACUGCGAAAACAUUGCAGUGCGUUGAAAAAAAUGUGUGAUGUUUGAAGUCAGAGAUGGAAGUAUCAGAUUAAUUGUUUCACCUUGAAUGUGAAGGCUAGAUCAGAGCUGCUAGGGGGAUCUGUGGCUACGCCAAGCCCACCAAGCCUUCACUUAGCUGGGAAACAUCUGCUGAGGCCUCCUCUGCCUCCUGGACUUCACCAUGGCGAUGCUGCUCCCCCAGAAUCCAUCUCAGGUGCAUGCAGCUGCUGUGAAUGGAGACAAGAACACCUUACAGAGACUGAUCUCAGCUGAGUCUCGUCUGCGGGACAGUGAGGAUCAGUUCGGCCGGACUCCUCUGAUGUAUUGUGUGCUGGCCGACCGCUUGGACUGUGCAGAGGUGCUGCUAAAGGCUGGCGCAGCCGUCAACAACACUGACCACAGUCAGAGGACCGCACUGCACCUCGCAGCACAGAAGGGCAACGUGCGCUUCAUGAAACUUUUACUGUCGCGCCACGCCGAUUGGCGGUUAAAGGAUCUGGAAGAAAUGACUCCAUUACACCUGGCAACGCGACAUUCGAGCUCCAAACCUCUGUCUCUGCUCCUCAAGCACAUGGCACCUGGUGAGGUGGACACACAGGACAGGAAUAAGAGCUGCUGCAAGAGCUUGCCAGGCGCCUACAAGGCUCAGGGUCUCGUCGCAGUGUUAACCUUAUGUGUGUGUGAAGUGACAAUCACACACUCGCUGCAUGCCAAAGAUGUCUUCCAUCGCAGAGAGAAGACAGACCAACUCAAUUUCACAACAAAGACACAGACAGCUCUGCACUGGAGUGCCUUCUACAAUCACCCCGAGCAUGUUAAGCUGCUGAUCAAGCACGAUUCAAACAUCGGGAUCCCAGACAGCGAGGGGAAGAUCCCUCUACACUGGGCGGCACAUAACAAACACCCCAAUGCCACACGUACGGUACGCUGUAUUCUGGAAGCUGCUCCCACCGAGUCCCUGCUGAACUGGCAGGACUAUGAGGGACGCACCCCUCUGCACUUUGCAGUGGCUGAUGGGAAUGAGGCAGUGGUUGAAGUGCUGACAUCAUACGAGGGCUGCAGUGUGACAGCCUAUGAUAACCUGUUCAGGACACCACUGCACUGGGCGGCACUGCUGGGUCAUGCUAAGAUCGUACACCUUCUGUUGGAGAGAAACAAGUCUGGGAUGAUCCCAUCAGACAGUCAGGGAGCAACACCUCUGCACUAUGGAGCUCAGAGCAACUAUGCUGACACAGUGGCAGUUUUUUUAAAACACCCCUCUGUGCGAGAUGAGCCUGAUCUGGAGGGACGAACAGCUUUCAUGUGGGCUGCAGGGAAGGGCAGCGAUGAUGUCAUCAAAACUAUGCUGGAUCUGAAAAAGGACCUGGACAUAAACAUGACUGACAAAUAUGGAGGGACAGCGCUUCAUGCGGCUGCACUCUCAGGGCAUGUGUCCACUGUGCGGUUGUUGCUCGAGCAGGGAGCCAUGGUGGACCCGCUGGACGUAAUGAAACACACACCUCUGUUCCGUGCAUGUGAGAUGGGCCAUCGAGAUGUCAUUCUAACGCUCAUCAAAGGAGGGGCUCGUGUAGAUCUGGUAGACAUAGACGGUCACUCUGCUCUUCACUGGGCAGCUCUGGGUGGUAAUGCGGAGGUGUGCGAGGUGUUGAUGGAGAACGGGAUCAGUCCUAACCUGCAGGACCACGCAGGACGAACUCCUCUCCAGUGUGCGGCAUAUGCUGGCUACAUCAACUGCAUGGCCUUGCUUAUUCAGCAUGACGCAGACCCCAAUAUCCAGGACAAGGAGGGGAGAACCGCACUCCACUGGUCCUGUAAUAACGGAUAUCUGGAUGCUGUGAAGCUGCUCCUGGGGUGUGGAGCCUUUCCCAACCAUAUGGAGCACACCGAGGAGAGGUACACUCCUCUAGACUAUGCCCUGCUGGGAGAGCAUCAAGAACUGACCCAGUUUCUAUUGGAGCAUGGAGCUCUAUCUAUCGCCGCCAUCCAGGACAUCGCCGCCUCGUCCAUCCAGGCUCUCUACAAGGGCUACAAGGUCCGACGGGCGUUCAGAGAGCGCAAGAAGCUCCUCAUGAGACACGAACAACUGCGCAAGGAUGCUGCAAAGAAGAGGGAGGAGGAGCGCAGACGUGAGGCUGAGCAGCAGCUCUCAUUGGCUGAGGCCGGUCAGAAGAAGCUCGUCUCAUUGGCUGAAGUCAGAGUGGAAAAACUGUCACUGGAUGAAACGGAGCAGAGUGUUAAAGAUCCAGCGGCGCUGAAGGGACACAAACACAGAAAAUCCCCCAGUGCUCAUAAUAUCCAAUCACAGAGCAGGAGAGAAAAAAAACAUAGAACAGAGCGCAGAACGAGAGAUGCUGAAACACCAGAGGCCUCUCUCUCUCUGGCAACCUCUGGUCUCACGGUGACCCCACUGAGCACCAGGAAGUGUUCAAGCACUGUAGAGGAGGAGUGUGUGAUGGAAACUCACAGCCUAGACACAUGCAUAUCCGUGGGAUGUGGGUCCACAUAUGAGCGCCGAUCCCCCGCUGGCUCAAGUCGACCAGGCAGUGCCAAACCGGUCAUCUCAGGGGCCCGUGUUGCAUCAGGCCACAUAGAAACCACCACAACGCCCAAAUCAGCAGCACAUAACAGACCCAGGACUACAGGGGCCCAUUUAAAACAAGCGGCCCUGGCUACACCACAAUCCACAGAGCCACCGACAGACAGCAUUUGUAGGUCAGCAUCCAUGGGGAACAAGCCAGCAUCAGAGCACAAAUCUAACAUCUCCAACUCCACCUCUGUCACACGACAAAAAGAGAGACGAGCAGAAAGAGAGACGCACAGAGAUAAGGAUUCUAGAUCAAGGACUGAGGGGGAUAAACAGGCUGGCAGAGAGAAACAGAAAUGUACAGGGAAGGAAAAAGACAAAGAGAGGUGGAUGGGCAGAACAAGAAAAAAACAAGUUGACAAAGAGAAAGAAAAGAAGAGAGACAGCAUACAUAGUAAAAACCAAGCUGCCAUUGUGAUACAGAGAGCAUGGAGGAGGUCUUGUAUUCGGGGUCGUCUUCAUAAAUUACUGUGCAAGACAGGGAAAGGGGCGGAGUCUGCUGAAGUCACAUCCCUGUUGAUUCAGCUACUAUGGGGGUGGCCUAUCUCUUAUGACCACACCCAUCACAAAACUUCUGACGUUCAAGCUCCUCCCACCCGGAAUGUAGGGAAAAAGAGCUCUGUGCUGCAAAAUAUAUAUGGCAGCAGCACCCCGUCCAAAAGAGGGCCCUCUUUGCAGGCUGCAGUGCUUAAACCACAGAGCCAAAGUCAAGCGCUGCUGGAUCUGUCACUUAAAACAAACAAACAGUUGAGCGCCGUCGAGUGUGUGAGCUUGGUGGAUACUUUAAGUCAGGCGAAGCAAUACUCUUACCAUCUAAGGCCAUCCAGUGCUGGCAGUCAAAGCGGUCAGAACAGAACGAAGAACUGAAACACAAACAUCCUUGGAUUUCUAGGAAUCAAAUCUUUGCUUAAGCAAUGCAGGGAUGAUGCACUUAAACUCAUUUGAUGUUUAUAGAAUCUAUUGCAUAAGGUACAGUAAACUCACGUGGUCCGUAUUAUUAAGCUUUUACAUAUGAAAUCUGCCAGUGAUUUUUAUUGCAUAAGGUUAGAGGUUAAAACCACAAACACAACAACUAUAUAAGAUAACCUUUCAUUCUGUCAGCAACAGGUCAUAUACCUGUCAUAAUGGUGACAUAGGACUUGCACAAGACCACCUGCAUGGGAGACCACCGUGUUAAUACUCUUCAGUCGAGAUGUCACAAGGCAGAUCUAGACAUUGUAUUCUUAUACUCUAUCGCCACACCCCUAUUUAUUGAGCGGGUUGGAUUAUUAAUGUUUUAUCUAUCACUAUAAAUCAUUGUACUCUUUUUAUUAUUAAUAUAUUAUUUAGUAAUUUAUAUGUUAAAAAGUGAAAGAUUUUGCUGCCGAUCUUUCCAUAGUUGCAGGUACUGUUGCCGCACAGACUUUGUCUAUAAUACUUUUUUUAAAUUAGUAAAACAUACGCUAAGAUUCAAAACUUUGGGGUGCAAUAUGUUUUUUUUUUUCAGGAUCCUUAAAAAAAUGUAUUUGAAAUAUCAAUCUUUUAUAAAUACAGAUUUAUUGUCAAGUAUUAAAAGUAUUAAUUUCUUUAAAAAGAAUCGUACCAUUCCCAAAUUUUAAACAGUAGUGAAAAAAAAAAAUCAACAACCCUGUAACCGAUUUGUUCCCAUUUUUAAAUUCAAGAUUCCUUUAGAAACUUUAAAACAGCAGAUGUCUGUGUUCCAGCUGCUUUGAGUAAAUGCCGCAUUAUUUCACAGCACUUACAUUUCUGUUGAUUACCAGACAAAAACAAUGUUAUGGAAAAAAAUCCCUCUCCAGGUCUGUAUUAAUAAAUGUUUUUGAACAAUGAAA